UCUAUCCACAGCUCUGCUCUCCCUGCCUCUUAACAUCCAUGCUUUUCUCUCUAUACAGGUAUUCCUUCCAAGACGAGGAGGACAUGUUUAUGGUGGUGGAUCUGCUUCUGGGUGGAGACCUGCGCUAUCACCUCCAGCAGAACGUGCACUUCUCAGAGAGCACCGUGAAGCUCUACAUCUGUGAAUUAGCCCUGGCGCUGGGAUACCUGCGCAGCAAGCGCAUCAUUCACAGAGACAUUAAGCCUGACAACAUUCUGCUGGAUGAGCAUGGGCACGUACACCUCACGGAUUUCAACAUUGCAGCCAUUGUAAAGGAAGACCUGAAAGCAACAUCCAUUGCUGGAACCAAACCUUAUAUGGCUCCAGAACUUUUCCAGAGCUUCGAAGGCGCUCACCCUGGAUACUCCUUUGCUGUGGACUGGUGGUCUCUGGGGAUAACAGCCUAUGAACUGCUAAGAGGACAGAGACCAUAUGUGAUGAAAUCCAAUACGCCAGCUAAUGAGAUUCUUCAAACUUUCCACAAAGUUCAUCCCAGUUACCCAGCAGCCUGGUCUUUGGAAAUGAAGUCUCUUCUCAGAAAGUUGCUUUGCAUCGACGUCCAGAAGCGCGUCUCCUGUCUGGCAGAGCUGCAGGAUCUGGACCACAUGUCAGAUGUGAACUGGGACGCUGUGCACGACAAACAAGUUCCUCCAGGCUUUAUCCCCAAUAGGCGAAGGUUAAACUGUGACCCAACAUUCGAGCUGGAGGAAAUGAUCCUGGAGUCCAAACCGCUUCACAAGAAGAAGAAAAGGCUUGCUCGAAAGACCAGAGAGCAGGGAUCUGACGGGUCUCCACAGAACGGGCAGCUGCAGCAGCGCUUGGACAACGUCCAGAGAGACUUCAUAGUCUUCAACAGAGAAAAGUCAAGAAAAGCAGCGGUGGACUCUUCAGAGCUGUCCAUGACUGAGAAGAACAAGGCAAUAGAAGAUGGACAAAACAAUAAUGUUGAGCCAACCCCCUUUUUAUCAGGAUAGGCCAUAUAAUCUCUGAUCCUCUCCUCACUGCUUGCACCCGCUAAAGCUACACUUCUAGCAGCACACGCACUCACAGCUCCCAACACAGAAGCACUACACCGAAUGCACGUCUGCAACCCGUUCACCGACACAAGUCCUGCUGUCAAGAAACCCAGAGCGGCUGGAUUGAAACGGACUCCUCGAGCAGCAGCCAUGUCAGACUCUUCCCUUCGCUGUCACCAAAAAAAAAAAAAAAAAAAA
Oryzias melastigma (Indian medaka) is the source of this 1253-nucleotide messenger RNA. It is a transcript of the gene stk32a, whose product is annotated as serine/threonine kinase 32A. Gene Ontology annotation, biological process: regulation of signal transduction; protein phosphorylation; G protein-coupled receptor signaling pathway. The transcript has 9 exons. Bases 39 to 1013 code for a protein of 324 amino acids. The record is from RefSeq and is a predicted model, not a curated record. Lineage: Eukaryota; Metazoa; Chordata; Actinopteri; Beloniformes; Adrianichthyidae. Gene Ontology annotation, molecular function: ATP binding; G protein-coupled receptor binding; G protein-coupled receptor kinase activity.